AACAUGAAUGAGGAACAGAGAUGAUCAGCACUUUUUCUGCUUCUUUUUUUAUCUGAAGCUGAUCACUACGAGAAGACACGUCAGGCUGCUCAGUGUAGUGUGUGCAUGUUGAAGAGAACUGCUGAACGAGUCAGAGGCCGAACACUGAGGAGACAUGGAAGCUGUGAUCGGACUGUUGGUGGUGAUACUCGGAGUCUCUCAUGGUGUGGAAACCUACUGUGAUGGCCGACAGGAUGGAGCUCAGUGUUAUGGAGCAUUGGGAGGAACUGUGGUCCUCCAGCUGAUGGACAACGCCUCAGAAAUAUUUAGAUACACAUGGUCAAUCAAACCAACAAUCAAAACAACAACAAGAACAACAAUAUUCUGGUGGAUCGAUAAUACGAUUGUGUCUAAUGAGAUAUCAAACAGAUCCUUCUUUACUCCUAGUAAUGGAACUUUUAGGAUCAACGACCUGAUCUGGACUGAUGGAGGUGAAUAUGAACUUCAAACCUUUGAUUCAGAUGGAAAGACAUCAGCGCUGCGGACUCUGCAGUUGACCAUUCAAGCUCCUGUGUCCUCUGUCCUGCUGGUCCCUGAGUGUCUGUCCCAGGGAGAGAUGAAGGGUUGCUCCUUUGAGCGAGGGGACAGUCCUCAGUACAGCUGGACUCUGGAUGGACGCACACUGACAGACGCUGAGCUCCUCUCUGGAAAUACUGAGACUAACAACAUCACUCUGAAACAAAAGGUCUCAGGACGACUGGUCUGCUCAGUCAGGAAUCAAGUCAGUAAAGUCUCAGUAGAAGCGAUAAUAUCCAUAUGUGCUGUGGAAACCUACUGUGAUGGCCGACAGGACCUGAUCUGGACUGAUGGAGGUGAAUAUGAACUUCAAACCUUUGAUUCAGAUGGAAAAGGAUCAGCGCCGCGGGCUCUACAGUUGACCAUUCAAGCUCCUGUGUCCUCUGUCCUGCUGGUCAUUAUAUCAUAUGUGGUGUGCGAGCAGCUGUGGUGGUUCUUGCAUUAAUUGGGAUUGCUGUCUAUUUUGCUUGGAAGGAAAGGAAAUACAAGAUGGUCCGUCAAAAGAUGGAACGUCAAGAGAACUCUGUUGUGAUGGUUGAAGUGAGAAGUUGAACUUUAACUUUUUGAAUCCAGCACCCUAGUGUCCCCUGACUCUUCUCACUCCUCACAAUUUGUUGACUUGUCAUAGUAAUCCUUUACAUAGAAUGAAUUAAUGUGCAAAGACUGUGUUGUCUUGAAAUGUUCAGUGUGUCACUGACUUUGGAGAGUGAUACAGCUUCGAGUGGCCCAAAGCUCCACAGCACAGUUUAUUCUAAAGCAACAUGUGAUAAUGUGAACAAAGCUUAUGUUAACAUAUUAGGAACUUGUUGUAUCAUAUGCUUCCAUGUUGUCAUUGUCCAGUGAAAACCAUGUUUCUCCAAUUGUGUUGCAUUUACUUUUGCAUAGGUAUCUGACCUAGUAGCUACAUAUCCUAUAUAUUUUUUUAAAUGGUGAUUUUGCUUUCAGAGCAUGUUUUUACCUUUUUGUGUUUAAGUCUAAACCAUAAUUUUACAGCAUAUAAAAUGUUGACAAAGAGUAAUAAUGUGUUAACCAUUUGAAGCAUUUAUUAGAAAGAGCUUCAACAGUUGUUGUUGUGUGUUGUUAUGUUUUCAUAACCUGUGAGUAAAUCAGUCAUUUGUCCUCAGUUAAUGUACUGUAGGUUAGAUAACCUUUUGUUGGCAUUUUCAUCACAGACUGUAACUUGAUGACAAUUGAAUAAAACUUCCAGAAUCA
Messenger RNA from Etheostoma spectabile (orangethroat darter), 1767 nucleotides. RefSeq lists its product as uncharacterized. Gene Ontology annotation, cellular component: membrane. Lineage: Eukaryota; Metazoa; Chordata; Actinopteri; Perciformes; Percidae. The record is from RefSeq and is a predicted model, not a curated record.